AUGGCUCAUGCAAGAUUAUGCCAAGUUGAACAGAAUGUUAUUGAUGUUCAACAACAAUGUAAAGUUUCAUGUUCUUCACUCAUCAGUUGUGAAGAAACUGAAAAAUCAUCAACUACCAAAACUCUGCAGUCCUGUCUGCAGAGUAAUUCGAGUCCAAAACCUUCUCUCAUCCUAACUGUGUGUAAGAAUGGUAAGGAGUAUUCAAUGAGGAAGAGGGAAAACAAGUCCACAAAACGACCAUCCAACAGAUUGGAGGAAACUCAAAAAUCCAAACGUCGUCACUUGGAAGACUUUCCUCUUGUUUUAACUCCAGUUUGCUCCUCUUUCAAUCUUCAAUCACAAGAUUCAAUUUACUCACCAAUCAUCAUUACUCCAUGCACCAGCAAUUUGAAUGAUAUUACCACAGAAAUCUCUGGUAUGCCUAUUACUCCAAAGAGUUCCUCUGAAAUAAGUGCUAGUUGUGAUGAAUUCUCUCAAAGCGAUUCAGAAGAGCCGUCAUCUGUUGCUACUGUUGAUUCCCGUACGACUCAAAACACUAGACACCGUUCUAAUUCUAAUAUUGUUCAAACUUCUUCUGAAGUUUCCACACCAGUCAUUCCAUUAACUAGUUCGACAAUUACACCAUACUCCUCCACAACAACUUGCUCCAUAACCUCCCAAUUCGAUUCCCUUUCUUCUCCUUCCUCUCCUUUGUCUUCGUGCCAUCCAUCUGAAAAUUACACUGAUGACGAAAUUAAUAUUUUCUUCAAUAGUUGGAUGGAUUGUUACGAACUCAAAAAGAAACAAUUCAUUAAUUCGAGAAAUAAAUUAUAA
Molecule: messenger RNA, 813 nt
Organism: Naegleria gruberi
Lineage: Eukaryota; Heterolobosea; Eutetramitea; Acrasida; Naegleriidae
Exons: 1
Coding region: 1-813 (270 amino acids)
Source: RefSeq, a predicted model, not a curated record